Carassius carassius (crucian carp) is the source of this 1546-nucleotide messenger RNA. It is a transcript of the gene pigp, whose product is annotated as phosphatidylinositol glycan anchor biosynthesis, class P. NCBI's taxonomy places the organism in Eukaryota, Metazoa, Chordata, Actinopteri, Cypriniformes, Cyprinidae. The transcript is spliced from 4 exons. Bases 114 to 509 code for a protein of 131 amino acids. Gene Ontology annotation, molecular function: phosphatidylinositol N-acetylglucosaminyltransferase activity. The record is from RefSeq and is a predicted model, not a curated record. Gene Ontology annotation, biological process: GPI anchor biosynthetic process.
GCGGCGCGCCUGCGCAGAAGAUCGAGGACGCGGCAGAGAAGAGUUAUUUCCGAGUCAGUAUUAUUUCUAAAGUACUUGACUCGGUUGUGUCUGGUUGCUGGAGCUGAGAGCGGAUGAUGGUGGAGAACUCUCCAUCUCCUCUGCCAGAGAGAGCCAUCUACGGCUUCGUGCUGUUUCUGGGCUCGCAGCUCGUCUUCUGUCUGUAUGUGGUCUGGGCUGUGGUUCCUGACGCUUGGCUUCACUCGGCCGGACUGACGUACUGGCCUCAGAAAUACUGGGCUCUGGCGGCACCCAUCUACCUGCUGGUCACUUUAAGCACCUGUCUAGUGCUGCUGUUCGGGGUGAAUCUGAUGAACACGGCUCCGCUCGCAUCCGUGCACAACAUCACAGAUCACUACGCCAAGAGUCAGCGUGCGGACGAGGAUCAGGACGGAGCCAUUCCCAGACUCCGAGAUGUUCCCAUCAGUGAAGUAAACCGUGUCUUCUUCCUGGAUCCUGGUGCGCAGUGAUGUGUUUGCUCAGGGUUUAGACGAUCAGAUCCAUCAUCCUGGUGACAGGCCUGAGAUCUGACCGUCAGGUGACCCUUGACCCUCGGACAGACCUGUGCUGUGUCUCCAGAGCAUCGCACACACACUGAAGCUAUGAUCUACUUAGGCUUACCAAGCACUUCAGUAGAGCUUCAGGUCUUCCUCAAACUCCUGAUGUGUGGUGUGGUCAGACCGUGACCUCUGCGACCUCAGGCUGAGGUGAAACAGACCUGUGUUCCUGCAGACACUGACCCUCGUGAGCAAACAGUCAGGUGACCAGCCGUCAUUUGACCUAUGGCCCCAUGACCCCAUGACCCUGUGACCCCACCACACGGAGGAAAACUGCUGCUUUUCUUAUGUUUGUUUAAUGUAUUAGAAUACAAUGACUUUCAUUAUACUGCAAAACAAUUACAUGAUAAAGAAGUCAUGGCAACAUAUAUUUUUAUCAAAAAAGUUGUUUUUGAACUCAGUUUAAUAUGAUUUAAGUUGUACAGCCAGUUUGAUUCAACUUAAACAUUUCUGGCAGCAGCUGACUUCUAGAAUUGUCUAUGCGUUAUUCAAACACUGUUGUUACCAAUCAUCCAGCCAGUUUUAAACUUUACUGUUAUUAUUAUUAAUAUUAAAUGGAGGAUGCAAACCCAUGUUGAGCAAUUCUGUUUUUAUUUGUGUUUAGAUUUUAACAGAAAUUCAAAUAACAUAGAAAUGAAACUCUUAAAGGGACAGUUCAUCAUUAUUCACUCACAUUCAAGUUGUUCUAAACUUGCAUGGGUUUCUUAUACAUAAAAAGAUAUUUUGAAGAACAUCGUAUUUCCCUCAAUGUGGACCAUCAUCUGUUUAGCUUCAGACCUUCUUCAGAAUAUCUUGUAUGUUCAGCAGAAGAAACUCCUACAUGUUUGGAACAUCAACCUAUCAGUUUUCGGUGAGCUGUCCCUUUAAGGCCGCCCCCAGCAGAGGAUCUUCCUGGGAUCAGACGUGUGUUUGGUGUUUGAUGCUGCAGUGUUUCUGCUCGUCUCGUUCCC